Lytechinus variegatus (green sea urchin) is the source of this 893-nucleotide messenger RNA. Its product is annotated as peptidyl-prolyl cis-trans isomerase B-like. Gene Ontology annotation, cellular component: intracellular membrane-bounded organelle. Gene Ontology annotation, biological process: protein peptidyl-prolyl isomerization. NCBI's taxonomy places the organism in Eukaryota, Metazoa, Echinodermata, Echinoidea, Temnopleuroida, Toxopneustidae. The coding region runs from base 156 to 869 and encodes 237 amino acids. Gene Ontology annotation, molecular function: peptidyl-prolyl cis-trans isomerase activity. The record is from RefSeq and is a predicted model, not a curated record. The transcript is spliced from 5 exons.
CCUCCUUUUCAUCAUACUCUUCAUUGUACAUUUGGCAUCAGCGUCCAGCAUUCUAAAUAUGAAUGGCCAUUAGCGGUUGGUAAUAUAGCAUCGAUAUCUCCAAAACCACCACCGCCUUGAUCCUGAAACUUGUCUGACAACCAUCCAAUCCGACAAUGAUUUGGUUCACCACCGUCAUCCUCCUCCUCGUUGCUCUCUUGGCUAACGACGUCGACGCCGCUAAGCGAUACGGCAAAAAGAAGACCAAACCCUGGGACGAUCCCGACAGAGAUAACGAGAAUGAUCUCUUGGUCACGAAGAAAGCUUUCUUUGAAAUGGAGAUAGACGAUGAACCAGCUGGUCGUAUCGUUAUAGCUCUCUUCGGUGAUACAUGUCCAGUAACUGUUCAAAAUUUUGCUGCUAUUGUCAGAGGAAAUUGGAGACAAGAUAAACGGUUGAGUUAUAACAACACACAAGUUCAUCGUAUCGUACAUGAUUUCGUCAUCCAGAUGGGUGAUGUAACAGAAGGAGAUGGAACUGGAGGUAAGAGCAUUUAUGGGAAUUUCUUCGCUGAUGAGAAUUUCUACUUACGUCACUGGGGUCCCGGAUGGGUUGCCAUGGCAAACUCUGGUCCUGAUACCAACAAUUCUCAAUUCUUCAUCUUAUUAACCAGAGCUAGAUGGUUGGAUGGUAAACACGUGGUCUUCGGCAAGGUUAUUGAGGGAAUGGACAUUGUUGAUAGAAUGGCUGAAGUGGAGACAGAUGAUCAUGGUUUCCCUCUUGAACCAAUUCGAAUCGUGGAUUGUGGAAUCAUUCCUGUACCGACCCCAUACCUUAUACCAAGCCCAGACGCUGAGGGCGCCCAACAAAAGGAUAAAAAGAAGAAAUAGUUCAUGAAUAGAAUAGUAGACCAA